Messenger RNA from Rhizoctonia solani, 2568 nucleotides. Its product is annotated as histidinol dehydrogenase. Gene Ontology annotation, biological process: L-histidine biosynthetic process. Gene Ontology annotation, cellular component: cytoplasm. Gene Ontology annotation, molecular function: phosphoribosyl-AMP cyclohydrolase activity; metal ion binding; NAD binding. The record is from RefSeq and is a predicted model, not a curated record. The transcript has 3 exons. Lineage: Eukaryota; Fungi; Basidiomycota; Agaricomycetes; Cantharellales; Ceratobasidiaceae. The coding region runs from base 1 to 2568 and encodes 855 amino acids.
AUGGCUACCCCAGCAUUUCUACCAAUCUUGGACUCUGGGAGCGAAGAGCUCAUUAGUGCAACCACUCGAUGUGGACCUGUCCUUCUCCCAGCUUCAUCCAAAUAUUCACUCACAACAGGUAGUAUAUACUAUGUUUUCCCCGAUGGCUCCGUACCGCCCUCAGUAGACCAGGUCGCGACAUGGCUUGACCAAGGCGCUUCAAAGGUCGUUGUCUCUCUUGCUCUCGCCAAAGAUUUGUUUGGGGCGAUUCCGCCAGAAAAACUGGUGCUUUUACUCGAUGCGGGUAGUGCAAGUGCUGUGACCGAUAAAAUCCGAGCGAUAGUGUCUGGGGUACUUUUAAAAACUCCUGCAAUCGAUGCCGAUUUGCUGGAGUCUGUUAAACAAUUCUUCAAAGGAUUGUCGUUUUACAUACUUCCGUCAGCUGAAAUUACCCCAACGGCAGCAUCGAUUCAAUCAUUAAAGCGAUUGGGCGUAACCUUGGUUAUCCCCUCCUCUCAACUCACCCUUUCUCCGACAUCUUCGUCGCAGUUGAACAUUGGCGAUGCUUUCGUCGCACCGUUGACCUCUGAUCGCCCAGAUGGCUUGUUCCCUACCAUUGUUACCGCAUUCAAUCUUGGUGGACGAAGUCUCGGACUGGUAUAUUCAUCCAAAGAAUCAAUUACCGAAUCUAUAUGCACUGGGAAGGGUGUGUACCAGUCCAGAAAGCACGGGAUUUGGCGCAAAGGGGAGACUUCGGGUGCGGUCCAAGAAGUUGUAUCGCUCCGUGCCGAUUGCGAUUCCGACAGCCUCGAAUUCAGCGUCAUUCAACACGGCACUGGAUUUUGCCAUCUUGGAACCACCACAUGUUUUGGCGAAUUAGGCGGGCUGCCGGUCCUCGAGAGAACUUUACAGCAACGCCUACAAACCUCACCCCAAGGGUCAUAUACUCGUCGACUUUUUGAAGAUCCAAAGCUCCUUCGCGCGAAAAUUAUGGAGGAGGCAGACGAACUUUGUGCUGCGGAAACCAGAGAAGACGUCGCAUUUGAGGCCGCAGAUCUUAUUUAUUUUGCGUUGACCAAAUGUGUCAAGGCCGGUGUUUCUCUAGCCGAUAUUGAGGCCUCCCUCGACUUGAAGGCCAAGAAGGUAACCCGGCGGCCCGGAAACGCGAAGCCCCAAUGGACGCAACCAGAGGCUCCUAAGCCUCCACCUACGGUAGCCAAGACUAUCCCAACCCACCCCACAGCUUCCGAUGCCCAGGUCAUCUCAAACAACGAUGGUAGCAUUCGUAUGCGCACUGUCGACCUCAAUUCUUGCUCUCGUUCCGAGCGUGCUCAGCUUCUCAAACGGCCGGUGUUGAAGUCUGAUGAAAUGAUUGCCAAGGUCAAACCUAUAGUCGACGAAGUUAGGACACGAGGAGAUGCUGCCCUGAUCGACCUCGCAGCAAAAUUUGAUCGCGCGCAACUUUCGACGACAAUCAUUUCGCCUCCAUUUUCAGCAGAAUCCAUGGAACUCGACCCUGACGUCAAGAGCGCGAUCGAUCAGGCAUAUGCGAAUAUUUACAAGUUCCAUGUAGCCCAAGCUGAGAAGGCGCCUCUAGUUGUCGAGACGAUGCCUGGGGUGACGUGCACCCGUUUUGCAAGACCAAUCGCUAGGGUUGGGUUGUACGUUCCUGGCGGGACGGCCGUCCUUCCAUCAACGGCCCUCAUGCUUGGUAUUCCCGCUCAGGUGGCCGGGUGCAAGGAAAUUGUUCUCGCCACGCCACCUCGUCCAGACGGGAGCGUGGUGCCGGAGGUGAUGUACGUAGCCAAGCUCAUUGGAGCAAGCGCGGUCUUGAAAUCUGGAGGUGGCCAAGCCGUGGCGGCAAUGGCAUACGGCACGGAGACUGUCCCCAAGGUAGACAAGAUAUUCGGACCUGGGAACCAAUGGGUGACUGCCGCUAAGAUGCUCGUUCAAAACGACACAGACGCACUGGUAUCGAUCGACAUGCCGGCCGGGCCAUCCGAGGUAUUGGUUAUUUCUGAUAUGACUGGAAAUCCAGCGUUUGUAGCCGCGGAUCUGCUAUCUCAGGCAGAGCAUGGAAUUGACUCUCAGGUAGUCCUGGUGGCAGUUGGAUUGACCGAUGAGCGUUUGGCGGAAAUUGAACGUGAAGUGGACGUACAGGCUCGCGCGCUCGAACGGGUCGAAAUUGUUCGAGAGUCCGUGCGCAAGAGUCUCAUAGUGCGCGUAGCAAAUGACACAGAGGCUAUCAACUUUUCAAAUGAGUAUGCGCCCGAGCAUUUGAUUAUUCACCUCGAAAACGCUCAGGAAGCUGUCAAGUCUAUCGAGAACGCAGGAAGUGUAUUCGUUGGGCCAUUCACCCCGGAAAGUUGUGGAGACUACGCGUCGGGGACAAAUCAUACCCUUCCCACAAACGGGUAUGCCCGACAAUUCAGCGGAGUCAAUACACUCUCAUUCCAAAAGCACAUCACAUCUCAAGAAAUAACGAAGGAAGGUCUUCGCAAUUUAGGUCCGGUCGUUAUCACCCUUGCGGACUGCGAGGGCCUGCAAGCCCACGGCAAUGCAGUUCGGGUCCGCCUGGCAGCAAUAUAG